UCUCGAUUCUUGUAGUGAACGGUUGUUUGGUUAUUCGAUCACUUGCCAAUAAAUUAUUAAAAAUGUCAGGAAAGUCUAAGGCAUUUACAAAGGAAGAGGAGCUAUUGCUACAGGAUUUCUCUAGAAAUGUCUCGACGAAAUCCUCGGCGUUAUUCUACGGCAAUGCUUUUAUCGUUUCGGCGAUACCCAUCUGGUUGUUUUGGAGAAUACACUUAAUUGAUCUAUAUUCCAAUCUAAUCUCUUUUGUAUUAGUUACAUUAGCUAGUACAUACGCUCUUGCUUUGGCAUAUAAAAAUACAAAAUUCAUCCUCAAGCAUAAGAUUGCUGUAAAAAGAGAAGAUGCAGUAACAAAGGAAAUAAGCCGCAAACUUGCAGAAGAUAAGAAGAUGAGCAAGAAGGAAAAGGAUGAAAGAAUUCUGUGGAAGAAGAACGAAGUGGCAGAUUACGAAGCAACAACAUUUUCAAUUUUUUACAAUAAUGCCCUUUUCUUGGCAUUUGUUAUUGUAUCGUCAUUUUACAUUCUGAAACUCACACCUGCAGUAAAUUACAUACUUUCUGUAGGAGUUACUAGUGCAGUCUUGGCAUUAUUAUCAACAGGAUCUCAGUAAUGUAUAUAUUACCUAAUUCAUAUAUCCUAAUUAACUGAUUUCAUAAGAAACUUCCAUCAAAUUAUUUUUGUUAAUAUGAACACAAUCAUAUAGAUAAUAUAUAGAUAAUAAAGAUUUUCAUUUAUGAUAGAAAA
Messenger RNA from Nylanderia fulva, 742 nucleotides. The record is from RefSeq and is a predicted model, not a curated record. Lineage: Eukaryota; Metazoa; Arthropoda; Insecta; Hymenoptera; Formicidae.